Cyphomyrmex costatus is the source of this 1179-nucleotide messenger RNA. Its product is annotated as major royal jelly protein 1. The coding region runs from base 1 to 1179 and encodes 392 amino acids. Gene Ontology annotation, cellular component: extracellular region. The record is from RefSeq and is a predicted model, not a curated record. NCBI's taxonomy places the organism in Eukaryota, Metazoa, Arthropoda, Insecta, Hymenoptera, Formicidae. The transcript is spliced from 6 exons.
AUGAGAUACGUCUUUACUGACCUGUUAGUUUUGUGUAUGACAAUUGCGAGUUUUGGAAUCAAAGUAAAUUAUAAAUAUGAAUGGAAUUAUGCUGACUUCAUAUGGGAAAGUAACGAACAGAAGGAAGAAGCAAUAAAUUCUGGUAAUUACAAUCGUUCUGCGUGCGUAUUAUUCGAUGUGGACAAAGCAAAAGACGGUAGGAUAUUCAUUACUGCUUGGAAAGAACUGGGUCCUGGUGCACCUGCUAGUUUGGCGACUAUAACAGAUAAGAUAGGACCAGGAGGGCCACUUUUACGACCAUAUCCGGACUGGAGUUGGCAUAAUAGUACGUGCGAUGGUAUUGUGAGUGUAACACGGGUACAUAUUAGGUGCAAUCACAUCUUUGUUCUGGAUAGUGGUAGUAUUGGGCCUAACCAGAUUUGUAAUCCAAAACUGUUGAUCUUUAACUUGAAAGAUGAUACGCUAGUAAAAACUAUAUAUAUUCCAAUUGAUAUUGCUAGUAAUGCAACGGGUUCUGGAUUAUUGGCAGUGCCUUUCGUUUAUAUUCCUGGUGAAUGCACGCAUUUUCUGGAUAAAAUGAUUAUAUUCAUAGCUGAUGUACGAGGUAAAGGUUUAGUAGUAUAUGACUCAUCUGUGAAGAGUAUGUGCAGAGUAGAAUCUGAUUACAUGAUACCCACUAAAAAGGUUGUUUCCAUAUCAAAUAAAAAAUUUCCUUAUGAUGGCGGUGUCUUCGGUACAGUAACGCUUUACGAUGAACUUUAUUAUGUUACUACGCCGGGAACGAUAAUUUAUAAAAUAAAAAUCGAAUCGUUAUUAAAAUGUACAAAUAAAAAAAAAACUAAUGAACUAACUAAAGUUGCGAUAAAAAUACCAAGCGAUUCAGCACAAAUAGCAUCUGCAGGACAUUCAAUAUUCUAUGGCGAUGCUGAUGGAAACGCCAUUUUAGGGACAAAUGUUUUCAAAAAAUCAGGUGCAAAUACGAUAAAGCUUGCACAAAACGAUGAAAAAUUACAAGGUAUAAGUUCGUUAAAAACUCCAUAUUAUUGGAAUAAGUUAAUUGGUCUAUCAGAUCGAUAUCAUCUGUUUGCUCUUGGUAUUGCAAACUUAAAAGACAUAAACUUCCGUUAUUUCGAAAUGGAUUUAGCAGAAAUACAAAAAAAGAUGAAUUCGAUUUCUUGA